This is a messenger RNA of Oncorhynchus mykiss (rainbow trout), 1689 nucleotides long. RefSeq names its product mitochondrial ribosomal protein L33 (gene mrpl33). Gene Ontology annotation, cellular component: ribosome; mitochondrion. Gene Ontology annotation, molecular function: structural constituent of ribosome. Lineage: Eukaryota; Metazoa; Chordata; Actinopteri; Salmoniformes; Salmonidae. Gene Ontology annotation, biological process: translation. The record is from RefSeq and is a predicted model, not a curated record.
GGUUAAUGACCCGAAUGACAACGGCAUUAACCCGGAAGUUGUGCUUUGGUAUUUCAAUGUGACUUACCCUAAACUAGCUAGCUGUUGUAAUACUCUAUUAAGUAUGUUCCUCACUGCUGUAAAUCUGGCCAAGGCCAAGUCAAAGACUGUCCUAGUGCAAAUGGUGAGUGCUGCUGGGACAGGUUACUGCUUCAACACCAAGAGGAACCGACUACGCGAUAAACUGGUGCUGCGAAAAAAUGACCCUUUUGUAAACAAACACGUCCUCUUUCACGAAAAGAAGAAGAUCAGGUCGAUUUAACCAUGAACGGCAAAGAACGAGACUUUUGAAUCUCCAACAUCUAAUCAGAUGAUUUCACUGACAUUGUCUAAAAUGUGUCGACCGUCAUUCGCGAGAAGAGCUAAGGAGUUCCUAUUGGACUAUUCAUGGGCCACACCAACUCAUUGUUAACAUUUGGGAUGAACCAAGCGGUAUCAAAACCUCAAGUAGUUCUGUUUCCAUUCACAUCAAUAACCAGGUUUCCAUCCAACAUUUUGUGAGUACAGUACAUGUCGGAUAGAAAUUUCAAGACAGGCCUGAUGGAACCAGCAAAUUUGUCAGUAAACUUUCCAAAGGUCGACGACAGAAUACAUGUCGUAGUGGGCGAACCACACAACAUAUCAUGACUCCCAAGUUUACUUCGAUAUGAUGGUUAUUAUAUCAAUAUUUAAAUUAUGUGAUAAGUGGCAGUGGAAACCCCUUUAUGCGCAAAUAUUGAUAUAAUAACCAUCAUAUCAUAGUAAACUUGGGAGUCAUGAUAUGUUGUGUGGUUCUCCCACUACGACUUGGGAAAGCAUGCAAUUGGCUACAGAUUAAAUAAGUUGUGAACUUCACAGGGUGGAAAAAGUGCACAGUGAUGAGCUUAAUGCUCCUUUCCAAUACAUAUUGAGGGUCUUAUUCUGUUAACAUGAUGAUCGGCUGCCGUUUGACUAAUAAUCUCCAUCUUAUCCAUAACAAUCAAUCGUCAUCAUGCACAGCCUUUUAUCCGCAACAAGUCAAUUUGAUGGAAACAUCUCUGGUGGGAAAAUGUGCAUAUUUUAGAAUAUUUGCAUGAAUAUCUUGCCAAUUAGAUGGAAACCUAGCUAUUGAGACAAUUAUUCCUCAAUAAGUAAGAAGUAGCUUGUUUCAUGUUUUGGUCCACUUGUAUGUUAUUUCUCAAACGUAGGCACAUUGCAUUUAUAAUCUUUGUUCUGCAAGAGUAUCAUAUCUGCCAUUAAGAAAUAAUGGAAACAUGAAAGAAGGACAACUGUUCACUUAUGUUUCACACUGAAUGAUCAUAAGCUUUUACAACAUUAUGGUAAUUCAGUACAGAACUUUUUUUUGUCUAGACAAACUAGUCUGGGUUUGGCGUUAACUUUUUCACUAGUUUUUCUGACAUGUAAAUUAUUUGUAUCAUUGUAGGUCAGAAUAAAAUUUAAAUGAUUCAAGUUGUAUUUUCCCUCUUAAAUGUGUUUGACAUUUGUUGAUUUUGUCAAAGCUUAUGAAAAACAGUGAGUGAAAUUGUUUCAAUGAUGAGUUUGUGGAACACUAGUAUGAAACAAUGUAUUUAAAUCUCAUCAUUGGACACAUUGGAAUAUAAAAAAAAUAAUUUAUGACAAUACUGGUAUGGCAGAUUAAUAAAGUACAAUGGUCAUCAUUCCAUUAAGUUA